Messenger RNA from Glycine soja, 540 nucleotides. Its product is annotated as transcription factor bHLH162-like. Gene Ontology annotation, biological process: regulation of transcription by RNA polymerase II. The record is from RefSeq and is a predicted model, not a curated record. Bases 1 to 540 code for a protein of 179 amino acids. Gene Ontology annotation, molecular function: RNA polymerase II transcription regulatory region sequence-specific DNA binding; protein dimerization activity; DNA-binding transcription factor activity, RNA polymerase II-specific. Gene Ontology annotation, cellular component: RNA polymerase II transcription regulator complex. The transcript is spliced from 4 exons. NCBI's taxonomy places the organism in Eukaryota, Viridiplantae, Streptophyta, Magnoliopsida, Fabales, Fabaceae.
AUGGAGAACAACCCUAGUUCAUCAAGAACUGAUACAAAAUCCAUUGAGCAGAAUAGAAGAAAUCAAAUGAAGGAUCUUUUCUCCAAGCUCAACUCAGUUGUGCCUCAUCAAAGCUCAAGGGAAGCCACAUCGCAGCCGGAUAAGAUAGGUGAAGCCACAAAUUACAUAAAGAAUUUACAGAUUAAAUUAGAGAAAAUGAAGGAGAAAAGGAACAACCUAAUAGACAUUGAAAGGUCAAAAAAUGCUAGCAUGAAUAUGGGGUUGAAGUCUCCACAAUUUAAGAUCCAACAAAUGGGUUCAGCCUUAGAGAUUGUUCUAGUAACCGGGAUGGAUUGCCAAUUCAUGUUUGCAUGGCAGAACAUCUUCUUCCUAACAGAGACCAUUCGUGCUCUUCAAGAAGAAGGAUAUGAUAUUGUUAAUGCCAGUUAUACAGUUGUUGAAAAUGCAGUUUUCCAUACAAUACACUGUCAGGUAGGGGGAUCUGCUAAUGGAGCUUUGAGGAUAUCUGAGAAAAUAAAGAAGUAUCUCAAUGGUUGCUAG